GCGUGCGCAGUGGUUCGUCUCCUUCUUUGCCGCUGCCACGUUCUUGGUGAAGCUGAGGCCGAGUGUCCCGGGCCCAGAUACACAAACCACCCCCGCCCAGCCCGAUCCAGUCCCCGGCCUCCCGUUCUACACCGAGACUCAAGCCCAACAUGUGGCUCAUCCGCCUGCUCUAUUUGGCCGCCUUGGCCUUGGCAACCGAUAUUCCCGAGGAGGAGGACGUGUUGGUUUUGAAGAAAGACAACUUCGAGGAGGCGCUUCAGAAAUAUCAGCACCUCCUGGUGGAGUUCUAUGCUCCCUGGUGUGGACACUGCAAGGCACUUGCCCCUGAAUAUGCCAAAGCUGCUGCAAAGCUGAAAGAAGAAGGCUCCGAGAUCAGACUUGCAAAAGUAGAUGCCACCGAGGAAUCUGACCUAGCGCAGAUGUUUUCAGUACGGGGAUACCCAACCAUUAAGUUUUUUAAAAAUGGUGAUAAGAGCAAUCCUAAGGAUUAUUCAGCUGGAAGACAGCAUGAAGAUAUUAUGAACUGGCUGAAGAAACGCAUGGGACCUGCAGCAGACAUCAUCACUGAAGCAGAUGCUGCUGAGAAACUAGUGGACUCUUCUGAAGUGGUUAUUAUUGGCUUUUUCAAGGAUGUAGAAGGGAACGAUGCCAAAAUCUUCCUUCAGGCUGCAGAGGCCUUUGACGAGGUGCCGUUUGGGAUCACAGCGAAAGCAGACAUCUUUACCAAGUAUGAUGUGAAGAAGGAUGGAGUUGUCCUUUUCAAGAAGUUUGAUGAAGGUCGUAACAUCUACGAUGGAGAAGUUACAAAGGAGAAUAUAAUUGAAUUUAUUAAGAACAACCAGCUGCCUUUAGUUAUUGAAUUCACUGAGCAGAGUGCUCCAAAGAUUUUUGGUGGUGAUAUCAAGACCCACGUGCUGCUCUUCAUCCCCAAGAGCUCAACAAGCUUCGAGGGAAAUUUGAACAGCUUCAAGAAAGCAGCAGAGAGCUUCAAGGGCAAAAUCCUGUUCAUCUACAUUGACAGUGAAAUUGAGGACAACCAGAGAGUUCUGGAGUUCUUUGGUUUGAAGAAAGAGGAAUGUCCGGCCAUUCGCCUCAUCACCCUGGAGGAGGAGAUGACCAAGUACAAACCUGAGAGUGAGGACAUCACUGUAGAGAAUGUCAGAAUAUUCUGCAACCAGUUCUUAGAAGGGAAGUUGAAGCCUCACCUCAUGAGCCAAGAUGUUCCUGAAGACUGGGACAAAAAUGCUGUCAAAGUGCUUGUUGGCAAAAACUUUGAAGAAGUUGCCUUUGAUGAAACAAAGGAUGUUUUUAUUGAAUUCUAUGCUCCAUGGUGUGGUCACUGCAAACAGCUGGCUCCUAUCUGGGAAUCUCUGGGAGAAAAGUACAAAGAUAAUGAUAAGAUAGUUAUUGGGAAAAUGGAUGCCACUGCCAAUGAAAUUGAGUCUGUGAAGAUCCACAGUUUCCCCACCCUCAAGUACUUCCCUGCUAGCCCUGAGCGAACGAUAAUAGAUUUCAAUGGUGAGAGGACACUUGAAUCUUUCGUCAAAUUCAUAGAGAGUGGAGGAAAGGAUGGAGGUGCUGUUGAUGAGGACCUUGAAGAUCUUGAAGAGGAUGAGGAAGGAGAGGAAAUAGAGUCAGAUGAAGAUGAUGAAGCUGAUCAUCUUAAAGAUGAAUUGUAAAAAAAUUGCAGCCAAAAACACUACACUUUUUUUGUACAAUUCAAAAUGCAGUAAACGAGAUAUUUAACAUCGAGCCUGAGUUGAUAAACCAGGGAAUAUCCAAACAAUUCAGUGCACACUGUGCAAUGCCAUCAAUUAAUUUAUUAGGGAUCUUCAUCCUUAAUUGUUCAAGCCACAAACUGAUAUCUACACUUGGGAACUUUUUUGUUUCUUGUUACUGAUUCAUGUAAUGUACUUUUGUACAGGGUUUUUAACUUGUUUAUAUUAACAUUACGUAUUUGGUGAUGGAAGGUCAUCUCGCACUUCGUGUCUGAGUGCCUAGAAGGAGAUGAGUGCUGAACUAGGGGCCACAGAUAGGGGGAAGGAGAAACAUAUGGGCCAUUGAAAGCCUCCAACUGCAGUAUUGUUAAAAGGAAAGAGGCUUCUAGUUUAGUAUUUCAGGGACUCUCCUGCUUCAAGUAAACUUUCAAAUGUUGAAUCUGGACCCAAGGUGAUUAACUUUUUUUUUCUUUUUGUGUGUGUGUGUUUUGGUUAAAGGGGUGGGUGGGGGAGGGGGAUACCAUGCAACAGAGGGUGGGGUGUUGAAGCUUCGUAAAUGAACUGUGCAAUUCUUUCAGCAUUCCAACCUGUUUAAACAAGAGGCAGAGAUUUGGUGGUCAGAGUGAAAUUAAAGAAUUAAACUUUUUUUUCUCCA
Molecule: messenger RNA, 2373 nt
Organism: Carcharodon carcharias (great white shark)
Lineage: Eukaryota; Metazoa; Chordata; Chondrichthyes; Lamniformes; Lamnidae
Gene: p4hb
Product: prolyl 4-hydroxylase, beta polypeptide
Exons: 11
Coding region: 150-1679 (509 amino acids)
Biological process (GO): response to endoplasmic reticulum stress; protein folding
Cellular component (GO): endoplasmic reticulum
Molecular function (GO): protein disulfide isomerase activity
Source: RefSeq, a predicted model, not a curated record